GCGUUGCUGGUGAACUUUGAAUUUGGUUGAUUUGUUGAAUUGUUAGAUAAAUCACGGUCCACUUUAAUUUUUCUCUGCUGCAGUGUUGGUUCUUUUUUAAUCAAAUUCUGUGUGUGCCCCAAUAUAAAUAUGAUAAAUACUGGGAAACUAGCAGGGAAGACCGUAUUUGUUACAGGCGCCAGCAGAGGUAUUGGAAAAGCCAUUGCUUUGAAGGUUGCCAAAGAUGGCGCUAAUGUAGUUGUUGCUGCCAAAACUGCCGAACCUCACCCCAAGCUUCCUGGCACCAUAUAUACAGCAUGUGAAGAAAUCGAAAAGGCUGGUGGAAAAGGUCUGCCCUGUAUAGUCGACGUGAGAGAUGAAAAAGCAGUACAAAGUGCAGUGGAUGAGGCUGUGAAAAAAUUCGGUGGCAUCGACAUUCUCAUCAACAACGCAUCUGCUAUUUCACUGACUGGAACUGCUGAGACUGAAAUGAAACGAUACGAUUUGAUGCAUAGUGUCAACACAAGAGGAACGUUUUUAGUAUCCAAAACCUGCUUACCUCACCUUAAGAAGAGUAGUCAUGCACACAUAUUGAACUUGUCUCCACCAUUGAGUAUGAACCCCAUAUGGUUCAAAGAUCACGUGGCAUACACUAUGGCCAAAUACGGAAUGUCCAUGUGUGUGCUAGGAAUGCAUGAGGAAUUCAAGCCCUUCAACAUCGCUGUGAAUGCUCUUUGGCCAAAAACAGUUGUCAGCACAGCAGCAGUCGUAAUGUUGAAGGGCCGAGGUUCCCACGACUUCAGCCGAACCGUCGACAUCAUGGGCGACUCCGCCUACGCCAUCUUGACGCAAGACCCGAAAACGUGCACCGGCAACUUUUUCGUAGACGAAGACGUCCUUAGGAAGGCUGGAGUGACGGAUCUUAAGCAGUACGCUUGCAAUCCAGACAACGCCGAUAAAUUAGCCCCGGAUUAUUUCUUGGACGACAACAUUCCGGCAAUAUUCGGUGCCGAAGCCAAGAAGGCUGCGCCGACGGGGCAAAUAGCUGAAGUGUUCAAAAAAAUCGAUGGGAUUCUAUCGCCUGAAACGGUAUCGAAAACUCAGGCCAUUUUCGCUUUCAAUGUCUCUGGUGAGGAGGAAGGAAAAUGGUUUUUGGAUUUGAAGAACGGAGGAGGGCUGUGCGGUCACGGAGAUCCACCAGCUGCACCAGAUGUAACUCUCACCAUGGACACCAAAAACUUCUUGGGUCUGUUUUCUGGAAAGAUGAAGCCUACCACAGCGUACAUGAUGGGAAAGUUGAAGAUACAGGGUAACCUCCAACAGGCCAUGAAACUGGAGAAAUUGAUGAAGAAGCUGGAAGACAAAUGAUGUCGCUUAUUUAUAUUUGACUGGAUUAUUAUUGUGUAACUUUUAUAGGGGGUGAAACAUUUUACACAUAUAUUAAUGCGAACGUCAGCCUUUUGUUUGUAUCUCUCCGAUUCAAACGGUUGUGCAAAAAAUUGUAUGCUCAUUCUAUUUAAAAUAAAUUGACUUUUUAUACUCA
Molecule: messenger RNA, 1522 nt
Organism: Leptinotarsa decemlineata (Colorado potato beetle)
Lineage: Eukaryota; Metazoa; Arthropoda; Insecta; Coleoptera; Chrysomelidae
Product: hydroxysteroid dehydrogenase-like protein 2
Cellular component (GO): mitochondrion
Source: RefSeq, a predicted model, not a curated record